Messenger RNA from Tachysurus fulvidraco (yellow catfish), 2759 nucleotides. It is a transcript of the gene arsk, whose product is annotated as arylsulfatase family, member K. The transcript is spliced from 8 exons. The record is from RefSeq and is a predicted model, not a curated record. The coding region runs from base 855 to 2249 and encodes 464 amino acids. NCBI's taxonomy places the organism in Eukaryota, Metazoa, Chordata, Actinopteri, Siluriformes, Bagridae.
CUGUUUCGUCUGCAUUGCUGCAACUGCGAUUUAAACUCGGUGGCUAUUUGGAGUUUAACCCGCAAGCUAUCUUCUUUUGUGGGGCUGCUGCCUCUGCUUUGCUGCUGCAAUUCAAACUUGACGGCUAAUUAGAGUUUAAACCAAAUCUCCUUUUGGUUUCGCGAUAUGGGACUAUAAGAGGUCGUGAUUACUAUUAGUAUACUUGAGCCGAAAAGGAAGUUUGAAGACGCUUUGACCUUACGGUAAAUCGAUACGGCGCGCAUGUUCGUGUACAGUAUAAUAGUGCGUUUGUUGAGCCGGAAGGGCUGGCGUGUUGUACAGUCUGUUAUGCUACACUGUGUUAGGCUAUGCUUUGAUAUGCUAUGCAUGUUAUUCUAUGCUAGGUUAUAUUAUUGUAUGUUACGCUAUGUUAUAAGAUGAGGUUAUGCUAUGCUUUUGCUAUGCACGUCACGAUGGGUCAUGCCAUGCUUGCUUUGCUAGAUUACCUCAUGCUAGGUAAUGCUAUGCCUCGAUAUGCUUUGCUAUGCCAGCUCGUUAUGUUAUGGGGCUGUUUCCUCUGCAUUGCUGCUGCUGCGAGUUAAAUUCGGCGGCUAUUAGAGAUUAAACCGCAAUAUGGUCGCGAUAUGGCACUAUAAGAGGUCGUGAUUACUAUUAGUAUACUCGAGCCGAAGGGGACGUUUUGAAGACGCUUUGAACUUACGGUAAAUCGAUAUGGCACGCAUGUUCGUGUCUAAUGGUGCGUUUGUUGAGCCGGAAGCGACCGGGCUGGUGUGCUGUACAGUCUGUAAUGCUAGGAUGGAAGAUUGACCUUUAACCCUGGGAACAAAGUUGUCCAGCUUCCAUAUAUUAACUACAUGAGGCAGAUGGGUGCAAUCUUUCUUAACUCCUACUCAAAUUCUCCCAUUUGUUGUCCAUCAAGGGCAGCUAUGUGGAGUGGGAAGUUUGUCCAUUUAACUCAGGCCUGGAACAAUUAUAAAUGCCUUUCUUCCAAUUUCACUACAUGGAUGGAUCAUCUGCAGAAAGCUGGGUAUCAAACCCACCGUAUGGGGAAACUAGACUACACAUCAGGGGGUCACUCUGUCAGCAAUCGUGUGGAGGCGUGGACCAGAGAAGUGGCGUUUCUUCUGAGGCAGGAGGGUCGUCCAGUGGCAGACUUAGUAGGUAACAGAUCCACAGUUAGAAUCAUGACCAAAGACUGGAACACCACAGACAGUGCUGUGCAGUGGAUCAGACAGAAAGCCAAAGCUCUUUCACAGCCCUUUGCUCUGUAUCUGGGGCUGAAUCUACCUCAUCCAUACUGCACAAAGGAGCUGGGUUCCACUGCUGGAGGCUCUACUUUCCGCACCUCACCCUACUGGCUCAAAAAGGUUUCCACAGAGCAAGUUUCCCUCCCAAAGUGGUUGCCAUUUUCUCAAAUGCACCCUGUUGAUUAUUAUUCAACCAUCACCAAAAACUGCAGUGGCAACUUUUCUGCACAGGAGAUCAGAGACAUCCGAGCCAGUUAUUAUGCCAUGUGUGCCGAAACUGACAGCAUGCUUGGUGAAGUGAUUUCUGUUCUCAGAGACACAGGAUUAUUAAACAGCACAGUUCUGCUUUUCACAUCAGAUCAUGGGGAUCUGGCUAUGGAGCACAGGCAGUUCUAUAAGAUGUCCAUGUUUGAAGGCAGCUCUCAUGUUCCCUUACUUAUAAUGGGGCCAGGUAUUAAGUCUGGGACUGAGAUCAGUUUUCCGGUCUCUCUUGUAGACCUGUAUCCUUCCAUACUUGACUUUGCAGGUAUCCCAAUACCACAUGGUUUGAGUGGUUACUCUGUGGUCCCGCUGAUCUCACAGGGUAAUAAGCAGUCCACUGUAUCUCACCCUGGCUGGAUACUCAGUGAAUACCAUGGCUGCAAUGCUAAUGCUUCCACUUACAUGCUGAGGAUAGAUAAGUGGAAGUAUAUCACAUAUUCAGAUGGCUUGAGUGUCCCAUCACAACUAUUUGAUCUGUCUGUGGAUGAAGCUGAGCUAAAGAAUGUGGCAUCCCAUUACCCUGUUGUGUGCCAGCAUCUGGACAAGCUGCUGCGUUCAGUGGUGGAUUACCCCAACGUCACUGAGGCCGUCCAACAAUACAACAGGCAGCAGUUUCUCCAGUGGAAGCAGAGUCUUGGGAACAAUUACACACAGGUCAUUGGCAACCUACGCUGGCACAUGGACUGGCAAAAGAAUUCACGAAAAAAUGAGAAAGCGAUUGAGGACUGGCUUGACAUCUAACACUGUUCAGAUUCAUUCUCCCAAAUUCAAAUACAUGAAGAAAGACAAAUCGCUACAAAAUGCAUGCUUUCAUUUGUAAUUGUGGCCUAAUUUGUUAAAAAAUAGGUCCAACUGAAUUCACUAAUGCUCAGUCUGGUGGUGUUACUUAAUAGAAUUAGAUAUUUUAUAUUAAAAAUAAAUCAUUUUUUAAACGUUUUUGUAAAUGAAAUAAAUCAUUUGAGAAGCAAUACAAUAUGCAAUACAAGCAACACAUUUGUAUUUUAAAUUGCAUUAAUUUAUUAAAUAUUAAGCACACAUUAGUUUGUUGUUAAUGAACUUAAUUUUAUUUUGCUAUUAAUUUUAUAUUGUUUUAUAUAAUUACAUGGGGGGAAAAACAGAAACCUGUAUAUAUAAUACAGAGUAUAUAGAGUAUCAUAACCACCUGAUAGCACAUAAAACAGGCACAAAAUGAAACAUCUAAUCCGGAGGUGAGAUGCAAACAUGCUAACCAAUAAACCACCUUGUCUCCCA